AUGCCGGUAAACCGUUUGGGAAUGUACCAAGUCAAUGGUCCGAUGCCGGAAAUCACGAAUACUAUAGCAGAUGACACAGAACUAGGUACGUUCCACAAGGUCUCCCUGACGCUCCGACUAAGGCGCGAAAACGAGGUCGAAUUAGCACAUGAGGGGCGUGAGUUCAACAAGGAUUCAUCAGAGCUGUGGGACUUAUUCGAACAAAUCUACCGUCCCGACGCCAAAGUGGAGUGGAUAGAAUUCGUUAAUAAUCCCAGCGAAAGUAGUAGUGUUUACUGCAGCAUUACUGAUAAACAGCAAAGAAGCAUAGAAGAGAUUAAGAUGACCUGGCAAUAUGAAUUGAAUGGCUCCAACUAG
Messenger RNA from Protopolystoma xenopodis, 357 nucleotides. The record is from the annotation of a GenBank genome assembly. NCBI's taxonomy places the organism in Eukaryota, Metazoa, Platyhelminthes, Monogenea, Polystomatidea, Polystomatidae.